CUUCACAGCUGCUUGAGUCUCCAGGGCAACGGUUACAAAACUAAGCGAUGCGCCACUUUCCACUGCAUUGCCGACACUAUUAAUAGGUGAGAUUCAGACUCAGGAGAAAUUUGGUUUAUUUCGAACCGAUGAACAACAGUCCAAUAUAAGGAUGAAAAAUAAAAUAAUCGCCGAAAUUGUCGGUAUUUACUACAAGUAACUUUGUACAGUCCUUGUUUAAACGCCUACAUCAAGACGCCAGCUAGCCGGCUAGCUAACGUUUAGCCGUAUCUGCUUCAAGAAUCGCAGUUACUGGCUGGUUGUGUUGCUCUCGCGUAGUUUUUUAGUCGGCUGACAGGUAUUGUUUCUGUUUUAGAUAUAAGCAGAUGGUUUAGCGUUACGCCUGCUAUUUGCUUCAAAAUCACUUUUUUUGCCAUAGUCAUAGCCAGACAUUUUUCAGAGUAUCAACAAAAUAACUAAGUUAUCGUUUACCUAAAAAAUGAACCUUACCGAAGUGGAAGAGCACAUCGCUCUGAAGUAUGAAAUAAAGCGAAGACUUGGAAAGGGGGCAUACGGAAUUGUGUGGAAGGCAGUGGAUAGAAGGACAGGAGAGACGGUGGCAGUUAAAAAAAUAUUUGAUGCCUUCAGAAACCGAACUGAUGCUCAGAGAACAUUCAGAGAAAUUAUGUUUCUUCAGGAAUUCGGGGGUCAUGCCAAUAUCAUCAAAUUGCUGAAUGUCAUCCGAGCCCAAAAUGACAAAGAUAUUUACUUGGUGUUUGAGUACAUGGAUACAGACCUGCAUGCGGUAAUAAAGAAAGGUAACCUUUUGAAGGAUAUUCAUAAGCGCUAUAUCAUGUACCAGCUUCUCAAAGCUACCAAAUACUUACACUCUGGAAAUGUUAUCCACAGGGACCAGAAGCCCUCCAAUAUACUACUAGAUGCAGACUGCUUUAUCAAACUGUGUGACUUCGGUUUGGCACGUUCCCUGAACCAGAUCCAAGAAGAUGCUGGGAACCCUACCCUGACAGAAUAUGUGGCAACGCGAUGGUAUCGUGCUCCUGAAAUUCUCCUCGGGUCCACGCGGUACACAAAAGGUGUGGACAUGUGGAGUGUGGGCUGCAUUCUUGGGGAGAUGCUGCUCGGCAAACCACUGUUCCCUGGAACUUCCACAAUCAAUCAGAUCGAGAAAAUCAUGAGUGCAAUCCCAUACCCUACACCAGAGGAUGUGCUGGCCAUUAAGUCAGAGUAUGGAGCAUCUGUAAUUCAGAGAAUGCUGCUUAGGCCACAGGUGCCGAUAGGUGAUUUACUGCAGCCAUCAGUGCCAGCUGAUGCCCUAGAUCUGCUACAGCAUCUGCUGGUCUUCAACCCGGAUAACAGGCUGACAGCAGAGCAAGCCCUCCAGCAUCCAUAUGUGGCAAAGUUUCACAACCCAGCCAGUGAGCCCAGUCUGGACUACGAUGUCGUCCUCCCUGUGGAUGAUGAUGUCCAGCUUUCUGUUGCUCAGUACAGAAACAAACUCUAUGAGUUGAUUCUGGAGAAACGGGCCAAUCGCCAGAUGGUAGAACGAGAUCAUUUGAAGCAGAAAGCUGAUGAGAUGACCAGGGAAUGCGGUGGGGACCAUGAUCUGGACAAAGAUAACAGAAAAGACAAAGAAUUGAAGAGAGAUGAGAGACAGGAGGGGGGAAGGGAAGGUGAAAUGAAACUCUGUAAAAAGAGCGACCAACCCAAAACCCAAUCAGUUGAUGCUAAGCCCACAGGCAAAAAAGAACUGCCCCAACCAUACAAUGGGAGAAGCAGCCCAGCCAUAGACCCCAACAUGGUGAAGACAUCUUAUAACCCUAUCACGCAUGUGUCCAAUGGUGUAGUAAAACCAUCCAUCUCAGUGUCCCCUCAACAUCAGUAUCACAGAUUUGGCAGAAAGAUGGUGCUGCGGCAUCAGAACAAUGAAAGCAGUAGCAACUUGCCCGGAGAGGACCUGAUCAAGGGUGUAGAGCUGGGUCAGGCACGUGGUCAGUCAGCCUCAAUGGCACACAGCUGCUUGUUCUCCCUCACCCUCUCACAGCCUCAGAAUAACCCUCUGCUUCACAAAGAGGAAACCAUCCUGUCCACUGGCCUGUGUGUCACGUCUGCUCGCCUGAACCAGCGCUCACCUUCUCAGGCACGUGAGGCAAAGGCUCCGCCCAGGUUUAGCAAGAAGGUCUUCCAGAACAACUCCAACAUUUCUGCUGCUGGAGACCCUCGAGCCAAGCUUGGCAGCUAUUCUCAGGCCUAUGGUACCAUCAACAGAACUGUGCUAGACAGCUUGCUUAAAUAUCAUCAGCAGUUAUAGAAUUGUUUGGACUGGAAAGCAAAGACCUUUACAAGCAGAGGACAAGGAGAUCUGGCCCUCUAAAAAAAGGGACUUUAGUUUGUAGAAUGAUGGAAAAUGGCAAAGGGUUUUAAUAAUAAAGUCCUUCUUCAUGAGUGAAUGUGUGACAUGAGAUCUCACACCGAGAUGGAUGCUAUUCCAUAUAAAAUGCCGCUAUGAAACGUGAAAGAUUUUUUUGAAAUAAUUUUCUUGAAAUAUUGACUUUGAAAUAUUUUUAAUUGAUUUACCUGGAAUAUUGACCUUGAAGAUUGUGCCGAAAACUAAAAAAAAAAUUGGUGGCUAUAUAAACAUAAUGCAAUAAAUGUCUUUUGUAUAACA
Molecule: messenger RNA, 2665 nt
Organism: Electrophorus electricus (electric eel)
Lineage: Eukaryota; Metazoa; Chordata; Actinopteri; Gymnotiformes; Gymnotidae
Gene: mapk15
Product: mitogen-activated protein kinase 15
Biological process (GO): protein phosphorylation
Molecular function (GO): ATP binding; MAP kinase activity
Source: RefSeq, a predicted model, not a curated record